AUGGAGACAGGAAAUGAGACAUUGAGCACAGAUUUCAUUCUCCUGGGCCUUUUUCCUGGAAUGAGACAUACCGGUCUCCUUGUCUCUGUUGUCCUUCUCAUCUACACCAUUGCUAUCACAGGAAACACCACUUUGAUCCUCCUCAUCUGGGUGGAUCCCCACCUCCACACCUCCAUGUAUUUCCUGCUUAGCCAACUCUCUCUCAUUGACCUGGCUUUCAUCUCUAGCAUAGUGCCAAAAAUGCUGGUUAACUUUUUCUCAGGAAACAGGAAGAUUUCCCUGAUUGGCUGUGGGAUCCAGAUCUUCUUCACUUUGACUCUGGGGAUUGCUGAGUGCCUACUCUUGACCCUCAUGGCUUAUGACCGCUAUGUGGCCAUCUGCAAUCCUCUCAAGUACCCAAUCAUUAUCAGCCACCAGGUCUCCCAGAAAAUGGCCAUUGGAUCCUGGGUGGGAGGGACUCUGGCAUCCUUGGCCCACACAGCCUACACCAUGCAUUUUCCCCUCUGUGGCCCCCGGGAACUUCAUGACUUCUUCUGUGAGGUCAAGGCCAUCUUGAAGCUAUCUUGUGAGGACAUCUCAGCCUAUGAGAAGGGAGUAGUAGUGACCAGCACUGUUGUGGUUCUUCUCCCCAUAAGCUUCAUCCUGACCUCCUACACACUCAUCUUCCUGCAGGUCCUGCAAAUAAACUCCCGUGAGGGAAGGAGCAAGGCCCUGGCUACCUGCUCCUCCCAUCUGACUGUGGUCAUCUUUUACUAUGGCCCACCCAUGCUCAUAUACAUGAGGCCUGGAUCUUACCACACCCCCAUCCUAAACCAGGCUCUCUUUAUGUUUGACACCAUCCUCACUCCCAUGCUGAACCCUCUCAUCUACAGUCUAAGGAAAAAGGAGGUUUUGAGAUCAAUGAAGAAGGUACUGAGGAAGUGUGCCAUUCAGAAUAGGCUUCCAUGUUUCAAUGACUAG
Messenger RNA from Leptonychotes weddellii (Weddell seal), 960 nucleotides. NCBI's taxonomy places the organism in Eukaryota, Metazoa, Chordata, Mammalia, Carnivora, Phocidae. The record is from RefSeq and is a predicted model, not a curated record.